Messenger RNA from Prunus armeniaca (apricot), 891 nucleotides. The record is from the annotation of a GenBank genome assembly. NCBI's taxonomy places the organism in Eukaryota, Viridiplantae, Streptophyta, Magnoliopsida, Rosales, Rosaceae.
AUGUCACCUGAAAGGAUUAACUACAAGAAUGAUUGGAUCGUUGACUCAGGCUACUCAAAUCACAUGACUGAUGAUAAAGAGAAGCUGCAGAACCUGACUGAGUACAAAGGCAAUCGUGUGGUAGUGACAGCCAACAACUUAAGGUUACCAAUAACCCACAUUGGUAAGACAAUAGUUGUACCACGACAUAACUCUAACCAGGUGCCGCUUCAAGACGUCUACCAUGUUCCAGGCAUGAAGAAGAAUCUGCUGUUAGUGGUGCAAUUGACAUCAUUAGGCCACUAUGUCCUGUUCGGUCCAAGAGAUGUGAAGGUGUAUCGAGACCUCAAGAUCUUAGGGAUGCCGACAAUGGAGGGACGACGAUUAGAGUCAGUCUACGUAAUGUCAGCAGAGUCUGCAUAUGUAGACAAGACAAGAAAGAACGAGACAGCAGAUUUAUGGCACAUGAGACUAGGCCACGUUAGCUAUUACAAGCUAAGUGUGAUGAUGAAGAAGUCAAUGCUCAAGGGUUUGCCUCACCUUGACGUGAGAACAGAUAUGGUCUGUGGAGGAUGCCAAUAUGGUAAGACGCAUCAACAACCAUACAAGGAGUCCAAGUUCAAAGCAAAAGAACCGUUAGAAUUAAUCCAUUCUGAUGUGUUCGGGCCAGUGAAGCAACCAUCGAUUAGUGGGAUGCGAUACAUGGUGACAUUCAUUGAUGACUUCUCUAGGUAUGUGUGGGUUUUCUUUAUGAAAGAAAAAUCCGACACAUUUUCAAAGUUUAAAGAUUUUAAAGAGAUAGUUGAAGGGGAAGUGGGGAAAAAGAUUAUCUAUCUACGCACAGAUAAUGGAGGAGAAUAUACCUCGAAUGAAUUCUGCCAGUAUCUACGAGAAUGUAAAAUACGUCAUUAG